AAAAAAGAAAACAAAAUGGGAAUAAUGAACAAAUGCAAUAAUCUUUUGUCAUCAUUCUAUAAACAAAUAAAGUCGCCCUCUUCCGUCUCGAAAUCCCGUCAGCCACCGCAGAUUAUUCCAUCUUCCCGUACGCCGCCGUCACCACCACCGUCACCGUCGCCGCCGAUCAAUCGAACAAUGGGCGGAGCAUCUCAAGCUUUGAAACACAUCCCCCGGAUCAAGUUUCCUCAGCGUCAUCCCAAACCUUCUUCUUCUUCUGGUUCUGUGACUCAGACCAAAGCAACACCUGCUACCAAUGAGGUACCUUCCACAUUUUUUUCUAGGUCUGCCCCAUCUGAAAAAACUUUAGGGGGGAAAGCUUCUCUUCAACCCAAAAGAACACCGAUGACUCAAGAAGAGAUUGAUGCUAUUAUGUUGGGAGGCUGCUUAUGAAUUUGACGAAGAUUUCAUGAAAGAGAAGACCUCACAAGACCUAUCUUUUUUUCUUGUUUCCAAACUUUUGUCCAUAAAUAUGUGGUUGAAUCUGAAUUCAACAUUCCAUAUGCUUAGAGAUGUUUGCAUUCUUGAUAAUUGUAAUGACACCAGCCACUGUAAGCAACACAUGGGCUUAUUUUGCUGAUUCUUCUGACUUUGACGGUUUCAAAACAUUAAACCGGAUAUGGUUUGAUUUGAUGUAUUUGCUCAUUGUAUUGGCCUGGAAAUAGUUUACAUAUAGUGUUUGUCAAA
Messenger RNA from Erigeron canadensis, 726 nucleotides. Its product is annotated as formin-like protein 3. Bases 16 to 432 code for a protein of 138 amino acids. The transcript has 3 exons. The record is from RefSeq and is a predicted model, not a curated record. NCBI's taxonomy places the organism in Eukaryota, Viridiplantae, Streptophyta, Magnoliopsida, Asterales, Asteraceae.